AUGGUGAGACAACAACAUGAUUCCGAACUUGAAAUGGAAUUAAUUCCGCGACAAGUAUCAAUCGGAAUUGAUUCAUCAUCGAUGGCAUCAUCAACAACAAAUUCUACAACAUCAUCAAAAUCAUCAUUACAUUUUAUGAAGAGUUCUGUUACUGUUUGGUUCAUUCCAUUAAUAUUUGCAUUAGCCACUUUUUAUAUGUAUAUAUUAUCUACAAAUGCACCGCCAUUAAAAGACGAUAGCGAUAGAGCUACUUUGCGUUUUCCACGAAGUAUUGAGGCCCUAAAAAAUUUAUCAAAUACCUUACAACAUUAUCGUGAUGAUCAUCUAGCUUAUCUUCUAUUGCUCUAUGGUUCUACGUAUUUAUACAAGCAAUCGUUUUCAUUACCAGGCUCCGCUAUUUUGAAUUUACUUGGCGGAGCUCUAUUUGGUACAUGGUUGGGCUUUCCAUUUUGUUGUUUAUUAACAGCAGUUGGUGCUACAUUAUGCUAUUUACUUGUUUCGCAUUUCGCUCAUAAUUUAGUUGUUGAAUGUUGUCACAAAAAAAUAUCAAUAUUACAAAAAAAAGUUGAAGCUGGUCGUGACAACCUGUUCUUUGUUUUACUUUUUAUGCGAAUGGUACCAAUGAGUCCAAAUUCACUCAUUACAAUAACAUGUCCGUUGCUAAAUGUACCGAAAAAAAUAUUUUUCUUUUCCAUACUAUUCGGUAUGGCUCCAUAUACUUUUAUAAGUGUGCAAACUGGUUCAUUCCUUUCACAAUUAAAUAGUUUUGAUGAUUUAUUUUCGCUUCGAACAUUUCUCACACUUGGUCUUAUAGCUACUGUAGCUGGUUGUACCGGUCUAGUUAUCACACGAUUACCUCCAGGUGCAUAUCCGACGCAUGCAGGAGACCCUUCAUUAUCACGUACUAUCAAACCAUCACUUCCACUAGACGGUGCAGCUAGUGACUACGAUAUUGAAAGUUUGAACAAUUAUAAUGUACGAGAACAAACUGACGCGCGAGGACAACAACUAUAUCCUAAUCGAAAUGGAGGAUUGUAUGGAGACGGUUUUCAGAAUUCUUCUCCUAGUACUAUGAAUACUUCUAGUGCUGCAUAUAAGGACGCACCAACUGGUUCCUUAAUGAAUAAUACUAUAAAUUAUCCAUCAAACAUCAAUCCUAAUCCGCCACCAAUUAAUUUAGCGAAGUCAAGUCUUCCAUUAGUGUCAACGUCGCUAAAUAAUACAGGAACAGGACUAAAUCCUACUAAUAUACCAACAAACAACCCUAUAACAUCAUUCAGUGGUUUUCCUCCUGCUAUGAACCCUAGCCAGCCAGCUCCAGCUCCAACAAACAAUCCUUUAUCAGCAAUUGGCAGUUUUCCUCCUGGUAUGAAUCCUAAUCAACCAGCUCCAGCUCCAACAAAUAACGCUACAACAUCAUUCAAUGGUUUUCCCGCUGAUAUGAACCUUAACCAGUCAGCUCCAGCUCCAACAAAUAAUCCUCCAAUUGUAAAUAUCAAUCAAGCCCAAACAUCGCCAUCCUCAACAAACAAUGCACCAUCUUCUUUCAGUAAAUUCCUACCUGGACUCGGUGGUAACAAGUCAACAUCAACUACAACGACAAACGAUCCGCAAACAACUCAAACCAAUUAUCCUUCAAUUAUGAAUUCACCAUCACAAUUCCCUUCAACACAAGUGCCUUCAAUGAACGAUUCAAAUUACUCAACGAAUUCUCAAUCAAAGCCUAUAAUGAAACCUAUAUUAUCAUUUCAAAAUCAAUCACACGCUAACGGAGACAAUGGCGAUGAUAAUGGAUCUCGUCUCGAAUUGGAUUUUCCCAUUGAAAAUGUUCUAGCCGAUUCUAACAUUCCUUCUGCUAUGGCGAUUAAAAUUAAUGAAACUAUUGAGAGAGAUCGUCUUGGCAAUGCUUAUCAUAUUAAUCGUUACACAAUUGAACCACCAAUGCAACGCAUAUAUAUUGGUAAUGAUGAACCGAUUACUCGUCGUUUAUCUAAUAAUAAUUUUCAUGUUGGCACAAGACAUAUAACUGAAAUUGAAAAUUUUAAUCCAAAUUUAUUAUCGAAUAAUAUAAUUGAUUGUCAGAGAUUGACUGGGCAGCAUCAUCGACAUCAUUCUCAAUCGGACGCGUCACUGGAUGAUUAUCUUGAUCAACUAAUUCGUAAAUCAGGCGGUACUGUUAUUCAGGCCCAAAGUUUUCAACAUUUACAACAACUAAUCAAUCAAUAUAUAUCUCAUUAUCAAUUCAUGCCAACACAAUCAUCAACAAAUCCUCCUCCAUUAGAUACGAAUAAUAUUAAGGAACCGGUUUUCUAUUAUACAGCACGUGCUCUACCAACCGAUCCGAUGGCACAUUAUUAG
Rotaria socialis is the source of this 2358-nucleotide messenger RNA. Lineage: Eukaryota; Metazoa; Rotifera; Eurotatoria; Philodinida; Philodinidae. The record is from the annotation of a GenBank genome assembly.